AUGUCGGACCCUCUCAAAACCAAGGCGACGAAGCCUCGCCGCAUUGACUUCUUCGGCUCUAAGCCCGCGGGCGGCCUAGUGAACGAGUACAAUUACACAGAUGUUCCCAGCAAGCUGCUGUUCUGGGAUAUCUACUACAUCUUCUACUAUGCGUGGUCGAUACCCCUCGUCAUCCAGCCCCUGAGGCCGCAAGAUGGAAACCGCUUCGACGAGCUGGCGUGGGGCUGGAAAAACGCGUACUGCGUGGUAAUCCAUAUUGUUCUGAUAGUCAUGCAGCUCGGCUUCCUCAUGGCCAUGCCACUGGCGUUCUUCAUCCCGCCUUGGACGACGACGGCGUUUAUGGCGGUGUUCUGGGCGGUCACCUUGCUUCUUUGUAGGACGCUCAAUGGCUCCAGAAUGACGCAUAUGUCCGAUCCGAGGUAUACCGCAGGAAGGGAAGCCCAUGAAAACGAGCAGUGGCUCUAUAUCAAUGGCAUCUCUAUUGGCGAGCACUGGCUCAAGAACAACCUUGAUAGGCUAGCUCUCACCUUUGGGCGGCCAGUUCUGGGCAUUCACAACUCGACCUACGGUAUUGUCUUCGAUCUUCUAGAAUGCAUAGUCCAACGAACAUUUGGCUACGCUACUGAGGACAUACGGCGAUGCUAUGUGGAGGUGAAAAAGGCGUUGUGCGACGAGAAAAAGACCAAGGUCAUUUUUAUCCUACACUCUCAAGGAGGCAUCGAGGGCGGUGCCAUCAUCGACUGGCUCCUGCAAGAGCUACCGCAGAACUUGCUGUCAAAGCUAGAAGUCUACACAUUCGGCAACGCGGCAAACCAUUUCAACAACCCCUACCGUAGCGCCGCCGCUCAGUCCGAGGCCGAGCAGAGGCCCCUGGCCGCUGCGGUCGACGCAGCUCUCAGUGCAAAACCAACUGCCCCCACACCAGCAGCAGACCCGAAGCCCCAGGAGAAACCCACGUCUAAUAAUGACACCCCGCGCAGCACCCACCCGCCAACCCCACCGACGCCGUUCUCCCCGAAUGUGACCACGCCGCCGACGUCCCCCGGCGCCCUGGCGGGCCGCGAGACGGCGAGCAGGGACCCGGCGGCGCUGAGCGGCAACGCCAUCGGCCACAUCGAGCACUACUGCCACUCGACCGACUUCGUGGCGCUGUGGGGGGUGCUGCACUUCAAGACGGCGAGCGCCGCGGACCGCAACGCGCCCAUCUUCGCGGGCCGCGCAUUCAGACGCGUGGGCCCUUGGGGCCAGGAGGGCCACCUCCUGUGCCAGCACUACCUGAACGCCAUGUUCCCGCUCGAGCGGGACCCGCGGACGGGGGAGCUUGUUGGGUGCGCGGACACCAACGACUUCAUGGAGAGCGAGGUUGCUGUGAGGCCUGACUCCGAGGACGAGCCUGGUCCGGGGGAGUCGCUGGGUGGUGCUGAGGGGGAUGGGAUGACGCGCAAGGUGAAGGAGCUGAGUCGGCUGUGGCAGUAUCGUAAUGGGAGGAGCCCGGGGGUGGAUGCGUAA
Messenger RNA from Diaporthe amygdali, 1509 nucleotides. RefSeq lists its product as uncharacterized. Bases 1 to 1509 code for a protein of 502 amino acids. The transcript is spliced from 2 exons. The record is from RefSeq and is a predicted model, not a curated record. NCBI's taxonomy places the organism in Eukaryota, Fungi, Ascomycota, Sordariomycetes, Diaporthales, Diaporthaceae.